Oncorhynchus gorbuscha (pink salmon) is the source of this 839-nucleotide messenger RNA. Its product is annotated as lysosomal alpha-mannosidase-like. Gene Ontology annotation, biological process: carbohydrate metabolic process. The record is from RefSeq and is a predicted model, not a curated record. Bases 43 to 573 code for a protein of 176 amino acids. NCBI's taxonomy places the organism in Eukaryota, Metazoa, Chordata, Actinopteri, Salmoniformes, Salmonidae. The transcript has 5 exons. Gene Ontology annotation, cellular component: lysosome. Gene Ontology annotation, molecular function: carbohydrate binding; alpha-mannosidase activity.
CAUCAGGGAGGGGGCAGCAUCCAGGAUGGAUCACUGGAGAUCAUGCUCCACCGUAGGUUACUGUACGAUGACGUCCGGGGUGUGGGUGAGCCCCUCAACGAGACGUCUGACAUUUACCCAGAAGGCCUGGUGGUUCGUGGUCGCCACCUCCUCUCCCUCAGCCCCCCUGCCACGGCUGCUGACACACACCGCCCCCUAGCACAGGAAGUGGUACUGCAGCCUCUCAUCACGUUCACCGACGGAGAGCUGCACCCGAGUACCAGGCUGGAGUUCUCUGGGCUACAGGCAGUGCUGCCCCCUGCUGUUCACCUGUUGACAGUGUCUCAGUGGGACCAGGACACAGUGCUGCUCAGACUGGAGCAUCAGUACCAAGCUUCAGAGAGCAAGGAGCAUUCCCAGCCUGUUACUGUUAAUCUGCAGAAGCUGUUCUCCACUCUGGACGUGCUGGGCGUGUCCGAGAUGAACCUGUCAGCCAAUCAGUGGAAGGAUGAGAUGACGCGUCUGGACUGGAAGGCGGAGUCAGGUGAGAAGCCCCUGCCGAAGAGAGGGGGAGACCCUCUCUGUGGGAGGUGAACCUCAAGCCCAUGGAGAUACGCACCUUCCUGCUCCGUGUCAGGCAGAGAUAGUCAAUCACCAACCUCCGUUCCAGAACUAGCCAAUGAUCAAUCCCUGUGGCUUAGCAACUAUGAACUCACUGCCUUGAUUGGAUGUAAAUCAUUUGGAGUCUGAGUACAUGAAGAUGAAUCAAAUGAACAGGAUUUCUUGUCAUAAUUGAGUUGACCGGAGUGGGUUUUAAAUGAGCUCCUAUAAAAGAGCUUCUUUGAAGCCGCUGAACAAUC